GACCUGGUAAAAUCAGUCAGUGAAACUGAGAGCUGACCCAAUUCAUCUGUUCAAAAAAUUAUCUCAUUGCACCAAACAAUAUCGGAUUUUAUACUGGAUCCCUGUCUUCUGAUCUGGCUUCUCUUUAAAUUUUUCACGGAAAGAGACUCUGUCCUCUCCAUGUUUCGUCCUCUGGUUUCUCUGUUUCACCUGUCAUGAAGGGUACUAAUCUGCAAGAGGAGUGGGUCGAUAAACAUGUCCGUCGCACCAGUUGAGAGUAUGGCAUCAUUGAGCAGUGAUAUCUUCUAUGAUAUACUGAGGCGUCUUGAUGGUCCAACUUUGGCUUGUGCUGCAUGUGCUUGUGCAGCAUUUUGUUCAAUAUCGAAAGAAGAGAGAUUGUGGGAAAAUGUUUGUUCUUCCAUGUGGCCUUCGACUAACAGGGAGGAUGUCAAAAGUUUGAUAUCCAUGAUUGGUGGAUUCAGAAAGUUCUAUGGAGAUUGUUUUCCUCUUAUUGUUAACAAGGAAGUUUCGGAGUACCGUUGUAAUGAUUUUGUUGAAUAUCCUAAUGAUUGGACCGAAGCUGAGUACUAUGGUGAAAUGGAUGAAUCAGAGAGUAUUUCACCCUCAGAUUUUGUGUCUAUCGUGGACAUCAGGUAUAAAGAUAAACCAAUCUGUUCAAAAGUCCUCUGGGGUCUUCCUAAUGCAAAUGGAUCUGAUGGUUGGUUUUACAACUGCCCAUUUCGGAUUGAUCUUCUUACUUAUGCAGCUAGGGAUGAUGACAGUGAAGGGGAAGUUACCCUUUCUGUUUCUGAUGGUCUUCCACCGAUAACAUCUAUGGAGAAAGAAAGGAAAGAUGGGAAACUAUGGAGAGAGCUUCGUGAUGGACUCCGUCUCAGCUGGAUUGUUGUGAACAAAAAGAUAAAGCAAGCCGCUAAUCUUGCAAGCUGGAGCCCUCUUGGUGGACAGAGGCAUUGGCCGACGGAUAAAGAUUUUGUGAUACGUUUUGGGUCAAUUCUUCCUGCAAAAGAUAUUCUCCCAUGUCAAGUGGUAGAAUGCAUCCUUAUCAUGAAGUUCAGAGUCAUCCAUACGGAGGGAGAAGGUGUUCAGACGACACUGAAAUUAACCGAACUGAGCAUGCAAUUAGAAGAUAUGGAAGGUGCUCAUGUAAAUGGAAGAAACAGUUUACUUAUCCUCAAGGAAGCGCUGAGCUGUCGGCGGAGCAAAAAUUACAGUGAAGUUGUUGAGUCUUGCCAUUUGUACUCAAAAGUACAGAGUGAACUCAAGGAGGAGAAGAUGAGAAAUGAAAGCAGAUUAGACAGACUCUGUAUCUUGAGUGGUAUUACUGUGUUCGCCAUUUUCUGGUUCUACAUUUUGUAAAGUGGACCCUUAGCUGAAGAUGUUCUAACAAAUUACCUUCAACAUUUUUCUACUUGCUUCAUGAAAAAAUUAAUUUUGUUUCAACCAAUAAAAGUUGCUGCAUAUACGCAUAUGUUGCUUUGAGAAA
Molecule: messenger RNA, 1483 nt
Organism: Carica papaya (papaya)
Lineage: Eukaryota; Viridiplantae; Streptophyta; Magnoliopsida; Brassicales; Caricaceae
Product: F-box protein At2g27310-like
Molecular function (GO): protein binding
Source: RefSeq, a predicted model, not a curated record